Messenger RNA from Mustela erminea (ermine), 2018 nucleotides. It is a transcript of the gene DRD3, whose product is annotated as dopamine receptor D3. Gene Ontology annotation, cellular component: plasma membrane. Gene Ontology annotation, molecular function: G protein-coupled receptor activity; dopamine neurotransmitter receptor activity, coupled via Gi/Go. Lineage: Eukaryota; Metazoa; Chordata; Mammalia; Carnivora; Mustelidae. Bases 402 to 1745 code for a protein of 447 amino acids. Gene Ontology annotation, biological process: adenylate cyclase-inhibiting dopamine receptor signaling pathway; adenylate cyclase-activating adrenergic receptor signaling pathway. The record is from RefSeq and is a predicted model, not a curated record. The transcript has 8 exons.
UAGAAAACAGAUCCUGCUUCUGCCUGCUACACCUCGCUUUCAGCACCAAGGACAGAGCCUCUAAAGGGCUAACCCCAGCACAGAUCAGUUCAGGAUCCCUCCCAAAUCCUCUAGAGGAAACGCAUGGAUUUGAAAGCAGCUAUGAAGCAUGCAGUAAGGUCUAAUAGGAAAGCUGUAAGAGCAGCCCACAAGUGAUUUCACCUUAGAGGCAAAAAUGGGUGAUUUUCUUUCUGUUCAUUUCCACAGUUUCGGUGUCCUUGGAAAGGCAAAGUUUGCUUUGUUUGGGCAUGUCUGCUGUCAGUAAGUGAAGGCAGCCACUGAGGUGCUAAACUCCACAGUCUCCAGAAAUCAGAAGAAAUUUUCAGGGAAACCCACAGGGGUCACUAUUCUCCCUCUGGGCUAUGGCGCCUCUGAGCCAGUUGAGCAGCCAGAUCAACUCCACCUGUGGGGCAGAGAACUCCACAGGGGCCAGCCGGGCCCGCCCGCACACCUACUACGCACUCUCCUACUGCGCACUGAUCCUGGCCAUCAUCUUCGGCAACGGUCUGGUGUGUGUGGCAGUGUUGAAGGAACGGGCUUUGCAGACCACCACCAACUACCUGGUGGUGAGCUUGGCCGUGGCUGACCUGCUGGUGGCCACCUUGGUGAUGCCCUGGGUGGUGUACCUGGAGGUGACAGGUGGAGUCUGGAACUUCAGCCGCGUUUGCUGUGAUGUAUUUGUCACCCUGGACGUCAUGAUGUGUACGGCCAGCAUCCUGAACCUCUGCGCCAUCAGUAUCGACAGGUACACCGCGGUGGUCAUGCCGGUUCAUUAUCAACACGGCACGGGACAGAGCUCCUGUCGGCGCGUGGCCCUCAUGAUCACAGCUGUCUGGGUGCUGGCCUUUGCUGUCUCCUGCCCUCUCCUCUUUGGCCUCAACACCACAGGAGACCCCAGUGUCUGCUCCAUCUCCAACCCUGAUUUUGUCAUCUACUCUUCAGUGGUGUCCUUCUACCUACCCUUCGGAGUGACUGUCCUCGUCUACACCAGGAUCUACAUGGUGCUAAGACAGAGGAGACGGAAACGGAUCCUCACUCGACAGAACAGUCAGUGCAUCAGUGUCAGACCGGGCUUCCCUCAACAGUCUUCCUGUCUGAGGCUGCACCCCAUUCGGCAGUUUUCAAUAAGGGACAGAAUUCCAUCAGAUGCCACUGGACAAAUGGAACAUGCAGAAGAUAAACAGUGUCCCCAAAAAUGUCAGGAUCCUCUCUUGUCCCACCUACAGCCACUCUCCCCUAGUCAGGCACACAUGGAGCUGAAACGUUACUACAGCAUCUGCCAAGAUACUGCCUUGGGGCGACCCGGAUUCCAAGAGGCCGGGGGAGAGUUGAAGAGGGAGGGGAGGACUCGGAACUCCCUCAGCCCCACCAUGGCACCCAAGCUCAGCUUAGAGGUUCGAAAACUCAGUAAUGGCAGGUUGUCAACAUCUCUAAAGCUGGGGCCCUUGCAGCCUCGUGGAGUGCCACUUCGGGAGAAGAAGGCAACCCAGAUGCUGGCAAUCGUGCUUGGGGCCUUCAUUGUCUGCUGGCUGCCCUUCUUUUUGACCCACGUUCUCAAUACUCACUGCCAAGCCUGCCAUGUGUCCCCAGAGCUUUACAGCGCCACCACGUGGCUGGGCUACGUGAACAGUGCCCUCAACCCCGUGAUCUAUACCACCUUCAAUGUCGAGUUCCGUAAAGCCUUCCUCAAGAUCCUGUCUUGCUGAAGGAGAGGAGAAUGGACUCCCUGUGCCCACCCUUAGCUGACAGGCCAUGAGGCCAUCGGCCAGGGCCCGCUCAGAACGACAGUGCUGUGUUCUGUGGCGUGAGAUAGGAAGAAGACUCCCGGAGCCAGGACCUCCCUGAGUGGCAGGUUUAACCAACUGCUUCUUCCUAAACAGAAUGUUCUAACUCCCCAGCUAAAAUCUGACUCCAUCCUGGCAAUCUUCAAGUGGUUGGGAGGUCCCUGAAUGACAAGCAAUAAUUCAGAAAGAAGCUCG